This is a messenger RNA of Trichoderma atroviride IMI 206040, 2271 nucleotides long. The record is from RefSeq and is a predicted model, not a curated record. NCBI's taxonomy places the organism in Eukaryota, Fungi, Ascomycota, Sordariomycetes, Hypocreales, Hypocreaceae.
UCCGUCGCUCAGGGCAUUUACCAGCAGUACAAGGCCGACACCGACUUGGUGGCCGAAUGGCUGGCUGUGACGGCCAAAACCCACGGCUAUGCUGCCACCGCCACUCCAUCAACGGCAAAUCCUCCAGCAGCCGUUGGGGGCAGGCUCAAGGGGAAAGCUCGAAAAAUGGCCAAGAAUCAGGCUGGUACCGCUUCCAAGAAGCCCACAUAUCUCAUCAAGAUCAAAGAGUUUGAGCCCUUGGCACAGUUUGUGUCCAAGGUGAAUGAUGUCAAAAUCCCCAAAUAUUUUUCUAUUGCACUUGAGCGUGUUAUACAAGUGCGAAAGAGCUUCUCAGACCGUCUCACAUCAAGCGGAGUGGAAUUGAAUGCCGCCUCCAACGAUCGCCACUCUUUCUUUGUAGGCGUACUCGAAAAAGUCCGUCAUCACUUGAAGCCCCUUAUGGGAGCCGUCUCAUUCAGCGUAGACGCCAAAGCAGAUGCCAAGUCGAGAGGUCUGGACGACAACUUCUUCAGCCCUCUGGAAAUCAAAACUUUGUGGGCCGACUACGCUUCUGGCAAGCUGGACCUUGCGGCUGUUUCUGUUGCCACCAACAUGGCCUUUGAACUUGCCCGCAACAUUGAAGAAGAAGUAGACCCAUUGUUCAGCAAACUGGACGGCGGCGCCUAUGUUGCCAACCUAUAUUUUGCCAGGAUAUGCAGUGCAUUUGGAAUCGACAUUCAUGAGGAUAAGCAGCGAGGUGACCCCUAUAACCUCAAGGCGUACGACCUGGCAGAUGUAUGCAUGAUGAAUCCCAUGACGAUGCUGAUUAGCUACUUGCAGUCUACCCAGCGCGAUGAGAUGCAUCUGCAAUCGUACAACGGCAGUUUUGGCUGGUAUGACGAGAAGCUGGGUGGUUCUGGAACGACCAACCGCCAGAAAUGGAAGCAAGACAUGACGGCGAUGCUGGAGAUCCUGCCAGACGUAAGUUUUCUGGCAUGGAAACUCGGGGCUUCGAGUAUAGUCGACGAGUUGACUCGUGGAAUGGCUUACAUGAUGAACGAGCCUAACAAGACUGCGCCUCUCUGGCUAUGCUGGGCCUUUCAGAUCUAUCUUGAUAUUCUGCAGUCUCUUGGCCCGGAGUGUGAUCGUGGUUACCGAGAAUUCCAGCAAGAAAGCCUCAAAAUCAAGCACUCAAUGCUCGAAAUCCCAGUCUCCAACAAAGAACGCUCACGGGUUCUCAGCGCCGCCACGAGAUGGGACAAGGACCCAAUCUGGGCAGCUCGCAAGCUGGUAUCAGACGCGGGCCUGUUCCCCAACGAGAUUGCGCCGGAAUUCAAGUUCCUUCGUCGCAACCCCUUACACUGCGGCCUCUUGAUACACAAUAUGCGCUCGGCCUUGCACUCUUCCGGCGGGCCUUACUUGGCGGGCCCCGGAGCGCUUGUGGGCGUGACGCAGCUGUAUCAUGCGCUUCGGAAGGAGAAGAUGCUUGCCGACAGUCUGGUGUGGGAGGACCUUGAAGAUCUCUGGAAGAUGCAGGGCAAUCCGUCGUUUUUCGUUGGCGACCUGCCGACGAACCGAGAAGCUUACUUUAAAAACUACUGCUUGAGCAUAGGCACGUCUGUUACUAAUUGGGCGGCUGAGAGGCGCAAAGGCAAGCUCAAGAUAAACGCGGCCAACCGACGAAACUUGAAGUUUAUGGGAUACUUGACCUUGGCAACGAACCAUCGCCUUGAGCACCCUGGAGAGCGCGUGCCGUGGUCAUCUGCCGCAGUCGAGAACGCUUUGAAUGAAGGCAUUCUCAAGCAGUACACGAACAGCAGAGAUCACAUCCAGCCAGAAUUCAAGGAUAAGGUGGAAGAGGCAAGAGUCGAAAAUGCACGCCUCCUCCCACCCGGGCUUAUACGCAAGCUGGCUCAGGGCCUCCAGGCUGAACUCCCAGGCAUCCGCUUCAACCUCUUCACCAUGCAUCACGAGGCAUGGCGAUUCCUAGAGAGGCUGAGCGAGGGCUAUGCGGGAAUCUUGGGUGCUGGCGUUUUAUCAAACAAGCCGGACGAGCUGCCAUUCGCCGCUGGCCUCCCGCUCGCGGUGGCUGCAGGCCAGAUGAGCCCUCAAGGCGACAAGAAGACGGAGCCGUCGGAUGCUUUGCUGGUUCUGGCAGCAGGUGUCUUGCGGAAAUUCUUGCAAGAGGGGCAAGGCAGGGCCGUUAAAGAGGCCAUGACCAAGACAUUGCAGCAAAGGGAUGUUGAGGGGUUGAAAUACGUGAGCAAAGAUCCGUGGGGAGUAGAGAAGCUC